Lentinula edodes (shiitake mushroom) is the source of this 960-nucleotide messenger RNA. RefSeq lists its product as uncharacterized. The transcript has 10 exons. The record is from RefSeq and is a predicted model, not a curated record. Bases 1 to 960 code for a protein of 319 amino acids. NCBI's taxonomy places the organism in Eukaryota, Fungi, Basidiomycota, Agaricomycetes, Agaricales, Omphalotaceae.
AUGGACCUCAAACUCAUCCGCUGCCGGCGCAUCAAGGCGUUCCACCAAAUCUACCGCUACCAUCCAGGCCCUUUGGAAUGUAUGAGUGGAGAUGAGGCUGGUAUGGACGGAAAGUAUUACAAAACACAGGUAGAGUGGCGCUUGCAAGAGUUAGCCGACUUCCUAGCCCUACUUAGCGCCUGGUAUAUGGUCGCUACCUGGAUCAUGGCAAGUACUAUUCACCUGGAGAGCUUCCGCAUCCGCGGUAUCCUUCGAAUAGGGCUGACAUGGUCAUGCAAGCGGACGCUGCGUCUUUACAACUACCAAUCAAUUGUUGACCUGCGAUGGGUUGCGGUUAACUCCAUAGAACUUGUGUUCUGUGACUUCACGCUCACUGCUGUCCUGAUACGCCAGAACACUUGGCUAGUUCGAUUCCAGACAAUUUACGGAAAUUUUUAUCAUGUCACCUGCAGUCGUAGACGGUGUACUAGUGCAUUCUACAUCAGCAUUCUCAAACUUUCACUAUCUACUCUUCAACUCUGUUUCAAAACCCUCCUUUUGGAAAGGUUACUUGGCCACCGGUUCGAAAAGAGAAUUGUUCGAAGAAUGACCCUGCAAGAUCUAGCUUUGCAGACUAUAAGAGGUUCAUCCUGUCCAAGAUUUUUGCAUGAUCAAACGAUGCCUGCUCACCGUACCGACCGGCCCAAGAAACGAUUCCAUCCUUACCUUCGACGAGGCAAGUUCCUGCGAAAUCGGCCAGACCACGGGGUGCAACAACAAUUUCACGCUCUCGCUUUCUUUAUGUUUAUAGGACUGAUAUUGUCUUUAGAUGGCCCGGCUCUUCGUUUGACCACUCCCCGUUCUCUGGUUUACGCUCGAUUUCAAUGCAUCGAGAACGUUGGAACAUUCACAUCGCCCUUGCUGCUACCUGAACGCUAUAAGGCUCGACCCGCGCCGUCCUUCAUUGAUUCAAAGUUGUAG